AUGGCGGCAACUACAAGUGUAACGUUGGACUUGGAGUUGGAGGGUGAUUUGGCUGAUCUUGACUUAAAUGACACCAUUGAAAAUUUCAAAUCGGAAAGAAUUGACUUGGAUAAUUUUUUAAGUCUUACAGAACAGCAAUUAAUCCGAUUAGGAGUAAAGACAAUAGGAGACAGGUUGCGGUUGACAGAAAGGGUAAGAUCGGAGAUAAAAAAGAGAAAUGCAUGUAAACCAGUUGACCGCAACGAAACUUUGGCAAGUCAGAUAAUUCAACAGCGAAAUACUUUGUUUAAUCGGAACAGAAAUCGCCGAGGUCAGAAGAGACGCACGGGCAGUGUAUCUAAUUCUGUAGAUGCUUCGGACUCGUCUAAAAUCCCACGCACACGUGGAACCAGAACAUGGACCGUGACUGUGGUGUGUUUGGCAGAUACAAAUGCUAAAAAAAUUCCAUCCGUAGAAGAAAAAACUAUUCUUAUGAAGGCUGGAUUGGGGGCUAAAAAAAUUCAGUUCAACUUGGAUGAUGAAGAAGAUGAUGUUCUUUUAAGACUACAAUCGGAUAAUAUAAAUAUGAGAAAUGGUGAGAGCAUUGGAUUCCCACAGUUACAGAAUUCUGGAGGGUUCGAACUGCUGAACUGUAAACAAAAUUGUCGGGAGCUGACAUUGAUUAAUUGUCAUUGGAACGUCAGAUCAUUAAAAUCAUACAUUGGCAAUCAAGCUAAAAUUUACAUUCGUCCUAUUCAAACUAGCCUAGAUACAACACCAAAAGAUCAGGGAGAAAUAUUAACUGAUGCAAAAGUAAGCUGCAAAGCCUGUCAUUGCCUGUUUUCAGUUCGUGAGUUAAGGGCACACAUUCAGACUUGCAUGGGUGGAAAAAGCAUAUGUGAAAAUGAAUUACUGGCACAAGAUCUAGAUAGUGAUGAUCUACCUGACCCAGAAAUUGGCAGGCAAGGGCAGUUGCCUGUUAUAAAUCCAACUCAAAGUUUCAUACCACUUCAAACCACAGACCAGGAUGUGAAUUUGAAUAAUACAGUUUUGUAUUUUAAUCCCCCUUUUGGUUUCAUUCCUGAGAAUGAGACUCAGCCUCAAAUGUCUACAGAAUGUAUUGUACCAAGCAUUGAUAGAAAUUCGUCUACUCCAAUUAUGAAAGAGGAUGAGUCUAAUCUUCCUGCUGCAAGUUGGACAAAUGGCACAGGCACACUUGAUGACCAGUCUCAAAAUGUUAGUAGCAGACCCUUACAAGCCUUUUUGGCAUUACAGCAAAGUACAACAAAUUCCUUGGAUGUUACCUCUGCCGCAAGUUGCAUCACAUCUGUUGAAGCGACUGUAUGUGCAAAUGCACAUGAACCGGUGUUUCCAAGUCCCGAGUCUGCUUCAGAGGAAAAGAGGCAAGAAGAUCAGACUAUUGAGGCAGUUAUUGCAACAGCAAUAGAAUAUUGCUUAAGUCAUAACAUUCAAGAUCCUGUUGAAAUGCUUCGAUAUUUACAAAGUGUGAUUGUUAGGGGACGAAAACUUGAAAUAGUAGAUACAUCACAAUGUCUUGAAGGUGCAACAAACUUCAUAAUUGUUGAUCGAAACAACAUUCUUGAGACUGCUUUUGAGGAAAUUGAUUCCAUUGCAGACCUUAGAACGACGCUUGAAGUGCAGUUUUAUGAUGAGACUGCUGAAGAUCUUGGUGGUCCAAGGAAGGAAUUUUUUCAACUUGUAUUAUCAGAGAUAAAAAGGAAGUACUUUGACAGUGGGCUUCGUGAACACCUUGCUAAGGAUUAUUUGACAGUAGGGAAAAUUAUGAGUUUAAGUGUACUCCAGAAUGGAAAACUUCCCAAAUUUAUGGACCCAGCAAUCUUGGAGGAUGUUUUCAGAGAUGAAGAUGGAAGCAGUGACUGCAUCAAGAAUUUGAGAAAGGGUCUGAACUGUUUAGGAUUAGUCAAGAUUGGAAGUGUGUUCCCUAUUUUUGUGCACUUAUUUAGACCUUCUCAGACUACAUUGACCCUGAAGGCUGUUAUACAGAUUUUAAAACCAGUAUUUUCUGAAGAGGGAUCAAAUAGCAGACAACUUGAAAAUUCUGUGUAUUCAGCAUACUUGAAAUAUUUGAGAGCAGUUGCUAGUGGGAGGAGAGGAUCUGUAUCCUUGCACCACAUCCUACAGUUUGCUACAGGUACUCCUGAGGAACCCAUUCUUGGAUUUACAUUGCAGCCUUCAAUCCAUUUUUUUGAAGUGAAAUCAAGUUCAGGGUUUAUCCCAACUGCAAACACCUGUAUCAACAACAUGAAGUUACCAAGACCGUCUUAUGAAAUUGCAUUACCAUCUGAAGAGGAACUUUUUGCAUUGUACGAUUAUGCAUUUUUGAAUACCUUUUAUGGUCUAUUUUGAAUAACUUUAUAUCAGCUACCUUCUUAACACUAAUGAAUGUUUUUAUUGUCUUCAUAAUUUCUUAUUAGGCUGUAUUUUUUAGCUCACCCGAGAGAAAGGCUCUGUCAGUGUUGCUAUCUAUUAACAUUUUCAGCUUCUUUUCCAGAAAGUCUUCAAUCUGUUCCAAUUUGUUCAAAAUUUACCCGGGAAAAAAGCAAUCAGUAGUUCAUCAAUGAUUAGUGAGUGUUGUUGCUAAAGGUCUUCUUCACACCUCCUUUUUUGCACUUAAUUUGAAUGGCAUUGGUACAAUUUACCUGGCUAAUUUGUGUGUGUGCCCUAAUUACAUUGUAGACAAAUAUAUAAGAAUAUAUUCCAGGAUGAUUUUGUUCAUUACUGGUUACAUUGAUAUAGGAAGAAACUCCUUAGAUUUUUAGGCCUGAAUGUCAAGGUCAUCCUAUGAGGACAUCUUUUGCUAUGGUCUUAUUUGGAGAAGUGUUGUGAAGGGUAUUCUUCAUUGCAGUGCCUAUAUAUUUUUAUGGCACAUGAAUUUCAGUGUAUCAUAUUACAUAUUAAUAAUAAAGAUAAAAAAUAAUAAAUAAUAAAAAAUAGGGUAAGGGUAUCAGAAGUGGACAUGAGUGGAAUGAUUUAUCAUGUUUGAUGUAAUUCUUUGUGAUUUGUUGAUCCAGAACAGUACAACAUUUGAAUCAAGUAUUAAAGCUCUAAUACUUAAUAUGGUACAUGAAUUUUGAUUUUUUGAGAAUUUUGAAUUCCUUCAAUCUUUUGUUUCAUAAUUUUUAUUUUUGUCAAACAUGGUUGAUGUUGAUUUAUUAAUUAUGGGAUUUCUUUUAGGUAUUCUAGGGAAGAAUUAAUGCAAAUAUCUUUGCUGUUAUGUUAAAAUAUAUUGUUAACCCCC
Molecule: messenger RNA, 3259 nt
Organism: Magallana angulata
Lineage: Eukaryota; Metazoa; Mollusca; Bivalvia; Ostreida; Ostreidae
Exons: 5
Coding region: 1-2367 (788 amino acids)
Biological process (GO): ubiquitin-dependent protein catabolic process; protein polyubiquitination
Molecular function (GO): protein binding; ubiquitin protein ligase activity
Source: RefSeq, a predicted model, not a curated record